CUUCCAUCUGCGUUGUCACGCCGCACCUGACCGUUUCCUGGCGGUUAGGUUUUAAUGGCCAGAUUAUUAUCAUUGGGUUCUUGCUGAGCAUAAUGAACUUGGCAAUGAAGAGGAUUGAGCCGCGGCUAUUUCUGAUCAUAGAGUUUAGGUGGGGCGACUCCCGCUUGCAGAACUACGAUGCGAUAUUGAGAAAUGCAAUAUCACUCUCAAAAACAGGCGUCUUUUGGAGAUUGACUUUGUUUUUCUUCACUUUCCUACCACUUACCUUGAGUAUUGGGUACAAGAGGUUUACCGGAGGACACAGCAGUGCCGUGAUCGACCCCAACAUCUCCAGCUCUCUGCGGCGUUACGGGAUUGCACCACCCCCUCUUGGAGACUACAAUGCCAUGAACAACUCUGUCUACUACAUGAUCAAUUCAAAUGUGCCUUUCAUGGCAGCAUCCACCAAUGAUGCGGUCCUACCACCACUUCAAGCCACAGCGUAUGGCUACAAUACAUUGCUACCCGACAACGAAUCUGCCGCCUUGCUUGACCUACCUCUGCCAGACUAUAUGUCCUCGAUUCAAGCCAGCCUGAACGGAAAUGACUCUUGGAGAAUAAGUGCUACCGUAAAUGCUACGGUCACCAGAUACAACAGCUCUUUCGACAGUUUCAGAGACAACCAAACCUUCUGGCGAGAGAUCUUCGGCACUAGCGACGUUACAGCAUUCGAAGAUUUCGACCAGAACUUUAAUAUAGGAUAUCUGCCUGGUGCCUUAACUCAAGACGAUGGACAUUGCUGCAUUCUGUGCCACUUCCGAGGCAAUAUAAGCUGGGUUGGUUCUAUCACCGAUCUAUCGUCGCCUGAGGGCGUUUCCUUCCAGUCUGCCGCUCGAAUGUUUAACACAAGGCGCGAGAGAUGCUCAGGCGUAUGGAGCAUCAACAGCACUGCAGUCGCUCUGGUCAAUGGAAGCUGCGACGGCACGCGUACCAGCGAGACUCUGCUCUCAAUCAGCAACUACACGCCUUUCCCAAUAGACACCUUGUCGGUGCUUGUUCAUUCUCUACUCGGCUACGCUGAGGCACGCAAUAAGUCCUCGUGGCUUGUUCCUGCUUUUACAACUGCGGUUGCAAGCGCUUAUUGGGCUCGUUUUGCGCAAAUGUUGCCGGCGAUUAUGGAAGACAAUACGGUGCCACAGUCUGAAUACAAUUAUCCCGCCACCAACGAGCUCAUCAUAGCAACUACGGCAACCCUCGAUUCUACUUGGUUAUUGUACCUCUUACUUGCGAUGCAGCCAAUAUUGACUGCUUUGAUGUUUAUCUUAGCUGCUACCUUCUACGCCUCGCCAAUUGGCAAAGGGUUUGGAAUAGCAGUAGUACUAUCUGGGAUCAACAAGGAUAGUUUGGACUUGCUCUCUGGGGCUGCUUUAUCUGGCGAACUUGAAAGACCUGUCAGGCUUGACAUAUCUGUCGCCAAUGACGUGCAGAGCACUGGAAACAAUUCACAAAUGGGACACAUACAGUAUAGCAUUGAUAAGGUAUCUGCAAGGGGGAAAGGAUUAAAAAGGGGCAAAGUCUAUUCGUGAACCGCAAUUCGGUCUAAAAAUCACUUUCUGGAAAGAGCUAGUCCAAUUCCUCAACCCUCUGUAUCCCUUCCAAUAAUC
Molecule: messenger RNA, 1643 nt
Organism: Hyaloscypha bicolor E
Lineage: Eukaryota; Fungi; Ascomycota; Leotiomycetes; Helotiales; Hyaloscyphaceae
Exons: 1
Coding region: 93-1565 (490 amino acids)
Source: RefSeq, a predicted model, not a curated record